Messenger RNA from Ixodes scapularis (black-legged tick), 564 nucleotides. RefSeq lists its product as uncharacterized. The record is from RefSeq and is a predicted model, not a curated record. NCBI's taxonomy places the organism in Eukaryota, Metazoa, Arthropoda, Arachnida, Ixodida, Ixodidae. The transcript has 5 exons. The coding region runs from base 22 to 501 and encodes 159 amino acids.
GACGGCAGCGCAAGAUUCAAAAUGGAUGUUCACAAAAGAUGCCAUCGAGCUUUGGACAAGCGCUGGCGCACAAUCGAGAAACUGCGUGAGCUAAAUAACCUCCAACAAGCGGUGUAUUUUGAGGAACAAGCAAAACCCCUCUUGCAAGAAACCUUCAGUUAUCUGCAUGUCGGAGCUCUAGAGGCACCUCAGAAAGGUUCGAGUGACCUGAAUGUGAAGUUGCUGGAGUUGAAGCGUGACAUCAUUGCAUUGGCUCAGCCCCAGCCUGAUGAUAGAACAGGGAUCGAUCUCAGUUCGAGGCUUUCACAGCAGCUCGAAAACAUUUUCAAGCGGGGCAAAGCCAUAUUGACUGGAAGCGUAACGGCUCCCAUAAACAUAUUUUCGGUGGACCGGAACUUGGCCGAAAGAGUGGAGGAAGAUGCUAGAAUUGACAGGGCACUGUUGGAAAUCCAGCUUGCAGCUGCAAAACUUCAAGCCCAUGCGGAUCGACUUCAAAUUUGAGAACAUUGCGAGCUUGGUUUUCUCUUUGAAAAUUAUUUCUCAUUAAAUGAGCUUUUUGAGGGA